CUUACUGUUUGUGGUGUUGCUCGUUUUGUCGGCUAGCUUCCUCCAUAGAUAUGAGCUUCCUCUACCAACAUUACGCUGCCAUGAGUAAUGGCGAUCGUCACCAAUUCAUUUAAUUAACCAGAACGUUUUGUUUUGUUUACAAGUUAUUCACACGUCAGAUGCCAAAUGUGAAUGCCAAGGAAUCUACUUCUCCACCCAAUGGUGGAAAUGUAGACGAACUCUAUAAAACCCCAUCACCCGUGUAUAAAUCUUCCAGUAACCAGAAGAUUAAUCUACCUGAUGGAAGUCAUUUGAAGACUGAUGUGAAUCCAGAUGGCCAACAACUGGAUCCUUCAACACAAACAUACUGUAAUGCGAAAGAAAGAUGUCCCACUAGCCUAAUCGACAGGGAGCGAAUCAUUAAAGAUUUGGGUGUCACAAGCUCUGCAUUUAUCGGACCUGCGUGCCGUCCCAAGCCAUCCCUCGAAAAGGAGCUUUCAGAGUUUUACAAAGAGCUUGAUGAAGUAGACCAAGAACAAGUCAGUGAUGAAACUGACACCAAACCUGCUGGUGUUUGUCCACCUGAAAGUGGCCUACAAACGCAUAUGAACAUUCCUGUUGUGAUAACAGAUCACAGUAGAUCCUAUAGACCCUACCCAGAUCCAUACGAACGCAGCCAAAGAGAUCCAAAAAGAUGGAGACCUCGAUUACCUCAGGAGCCUUGGUAUGUUUCUCCACCUCCUCCUCUUCCACCUCCACCAUGGGUUCCUCCAGACCCGAGGGUUCAUUUCUUUCCUCCCCCGACCUCUGGAGGCCCCGAAAUGUAUCCUCCAGACAUGUUGAAACCUCGGGAGGAUUUCAACAGUCCUCAUGCUUGCAAUAACAACAGCUGGGGCCCAUGGCGAGGGCCUCCGGUGCCUUCAGACAGAUGGUACGAGCCGAGGGGUUUCCAGUCACAUGAGCGUCCGGGAUUCUCUGUGGAGCAUCAGACACCUUUAGCACACUGGCAGCAGCACGAUUAUGAAAAUGAACAAUAUCAGCAGUAUGAUAUUCAUAAUGCUUUGGUGCUCGUAUUGUUGAGGGGAGUCCCAGGAUCUGGGAAAUCCACUCUGGCCAGAGAGCUCCUGUCCACUGGUCCCAAUGGAGUGGUACUGAGCACAGAUGACUACUUUUUCCAAGACAACAGAUAUGCAUUUGAUUCUGCUCUCCUUGGGGAUGCACACGACUGGAAUCAGAAGAGAGCUGAACAGGCGAUGCUGGAUGGCUGCUCACCUGUGAUCAUUGACAACACUAAUGUGAAAGCCUGGGAGAUGAAGCCUUAUGUUGAAUUGGCUUUAGAGAACGGAUACAGAGUGGACUUUCUUGAGCCAGAUACCCCUUGGAAAUGUGAUCCCGCCCAGUUGGAAAAGAGGAACAAGCACGGCGUCCCUCGAGAUACGAUAGCAAAGAUGCUGGAUGGGUUCGAGCGGCCGAUGAAUGUUGAUAUUGUGAUGAAUUCUGUCGUGCCUCCGCAUAAAAGCAAACCCCAUUAACACAGAACUGAUGAUAUCUAGCUUUGCAUUUUAAAACAUGUUGAUGCAGAUGAAGUUGUUUUAAUGACAAUGAAAUAGCAAAAAUAUUUCAAAAAUCUUCUGUUUGAUGUUCGUUGUAAUCAUUACACUUUCUUUUAUAUUUCCUGUACACUUAGUUUGCAUAUAAAAAUGUUUUUUUUUUUUUUGUAAUAUAUAAUGACAAAUGUAAACCGUCCACAUUGAUAAGCGUAGAACAUUGGUAGAUUAAGAGUUUGAUUAAGCGUUUGAUUUUAGACAGGCAUGUAAUGUAUAUUAUGUGCUGAGAUUCAUGAUUAGAUGAUAAAACCACAUCUGUAGUGCCAUGCUGAAUUAGAAUCUUUAGCUGUAUUUAAGGCAUUACGUUUUGUUUGUUUGUUUAUUUUGAAAGGACCAGCCGCUCAAUCUACUGGAUGCUAAUCUAAUCUCAGGGUUUGUGUUUUAGAAAUAUUGCUGGUGCUGUAUGUUGUUGAUGGCUCAUGUGGGGAACAUGCCAAUUUUUAUUCAAUACAGGUUAUUUUUGUAAAUAAAUGUGUUUUUAUGAUGUUAAUAAAUCUUUUUUGCAUCAUUUUUA
Molecule: messenger RNA, 2100 nt
Organism: Danio rerio (zebrafish)
Lineage: Eukaryota; Metazoa; Chordata; Actinopteri; Cypriniformes; Danionidae
Source: RefSeq, a predicted model, not a curated record